UUUUUUUUAAAUUUGUUGUCAACUCAAAUAAAGUUCUGUUAUUGCAAUCUUACGCGCAAUUUUUCUAUAUUUACUUACUUUCUAAACCUUUCUUGGCCAUGCUCGAAUAUUUCAAGACUAAAAUUAGCCAGAUUGGUGUGGCAGUUCUCGACUUUCUGCGAGACUAACGAACAGCAAUUCGUUUUUAUAUCUAUAAGAAUACAAAUGAAUAAAUAAAUCUUAUUAGACUACAAACUUGGAUUACCAAUCAGUCAAAACUCUAGUGAGUGGCAACAUUGGCAAUUUGACAGCUGCAAUAACUAUACUGACAUUUGCCAUUCAGCUGUUCAAUUUGUUCAACAAACAAGGCGCGACAAAAAUUUGUUUAUAAAAGUAUUCAAAUAUUAAAAUUUACUAACAAUAAAAUAAAGUCAAGAAGAUCUUCAGAUGAUUAACAACCUAAAAUACAGUCAUCAAAAUGAUACAUGAAGUGCUGAUGUCUUGUUUGAAUUUGCAAUCGAAGUAUUUAUCCUUGGAAGACUUCACCGCAACAGAUGUUUCAACUUUCUUGCAUCCUUGUGAAAAACUUGUACUACAGGACAUUAUCGCUAUUAUUAAUUUAUUGCGUGACAUAGAAAAAUUUGCAAAAGUGUGCGGCAGCAAUAAUAGUGUCAAUAGAAAUGUAGCAAUCUUCGACACAGAUGAGCCACUGCAGAAGGGGCUAUAUUUGAAGGCAUUUGCAAAUGGUAUAGACACUGUUUUAAGGGAUUACUUUGACAACAUUACAGCGCUUGAAGAAAGUUAUCUGAAAAAUCCAACAAAUUUCUCGCUUCUUUUUAUAUAUCGAAAUUUAAAGACAUAUGAACCGUUAGCGCUUUAUUUGCGAAAAUUGAUACGCGUCAUACGAAGUCAAAAAUUACAUGGCUGCGAAAUUAUGCAGUUUCUGCAUCAAAAUGCAGAGCAUGGUGAUCAGAAAAUACGUGCUGCCAUUAAAACCUUGCAACUGGCAGUGAAUGUGGUCUUCUUCAAACAACUUACACAUUGGAUACUUUAUGCCAAAAUAAUUGAUACAUAUGGUGAAUUCUUCAUACAGUGCUCGGAGGGUAAUAUCAAUAGCGCCGCCGAAAGUGAUACCAGUAAAUGCGCUAGCACCGAAAGUGGCAAGCAUGCGAGUACAAUAACUACAUUGUCAAAAGUGGCGAGUACAUAUGCCGACAUUUGGCGUUAUGAAAUAUGCUAUGAGCUGCUGCCACAUUAUUUACCCGCUGGAUGGGCCGAAAAGGUACUCUUCAUUGGACAAACAAUACUCAUAUUUAAAGCAGAUGCUAAUAAACACAAGAAUCUCACACAAAAUUGGAGUAAAACCGAGCACACCGAUCUGGAGGACGAAAGCUCGCUGAGCAAUGAAAAGGAGCAUAUUUAUUUUGGCAAAAUACAAAUGCUACAGAAUGAUGAGGAAUUAAAUGUGCAACACUAUGAAAGCAUUGUUAAUGAAAUCAAAUCUUAUUUAACAACACGCUUGUCUGAAAUAGCAAUCAAUCAAGCGGAUUUGGUGCAUCAACUAAAAUUGAUUAAAGAAUAUUUCUUAUUGGGCCGCGGCGAAUUGUUCUUGGAAUUUUUGCGUCUCACACAUGUAAUUAGCAGAGACAGAUAUAAUGAAAACAAGGUGCAUGAUUUCGUUAAAGCAUUUGAAUCUGCAGCGCAUGGUGUUGGUGUUUCUGAAGAUUUGGAACGUUUCGCACUUAGCAUCACCAAACCGCUGAUGCAUACCAAUAAUCCAAAAGAUAUAGAACACAAUUAUUUGCAUUACAUGCAGCUAAAUUACAAAAUCAAUUGGCCAUUACAUCUGUUGUUCUCACCAAAGGUGAUUGACAAUUAUAAUAUACUCUUCCGUUUUCUGCUGUUAAUAAAGAAAAUGCAAUUCGAACUACAUAUGCUGUGGUCGAAUAAGGUGCGGCGCACCAGUUUGUGCUCACGUGAAAAAUUCAAAUUAACAAGUCUCUUAAAUCAAUUGAUAUUCUUCAUAGAUAAUCUACAGUAUUAUAUACAAGUCGAUGUCUUGGAGAGCCAAUUCAGCAUACUUUUGAACACCAUACAAAAUAAAGCAGAUUUCGAGGAGAUACAAAAGGCGCACAGCAUAUUUUUGGCCAAUAUUCUCUCACUAUGCUUUCUAUUGACUAAUGAAGAGAGUAAUAAACUAAAUAUCAAUCAAUUUAUAAUCUCACAGUCUAAUAAUCCGAUUUAUAAUAUCCUAAUCGAUAUCUUCAAUGUCUGUGACAACCUGAGUACCGUUUUGGGGGGACAUGAGUGGCUUGGUGUGAAUACUAGAGAUUAUGUUGAACAGCAAGAUGAGCGAUUUAGCGCAUUGAUGGAUCAGUUGAUUAAUUAUCUAAUCAGUUUGAAGACAAAUCCGACAACAACGCCAUUGUCGCAGUUACUGCUGCGUUUAGAUUUUAAUCAUUGGUUCAGUACCAAGAAAAAACAGCAAUUUGCAUAGCAAUGUGCCUAAGAAUAUUAUACUAUUCAUUAAACUAUCAAAUACUCUGUAUUAUUUUGUUUACAUAUGUUGCAUUAAAAAAAUAAAUGAAUUAUUUAAAAUCAAUAAAAAA
This is a messenger RNA of Zeugodacus cucurbitae (melon fly), 2588 nucleotides long. RefSeq names its product gamma-tubulin complex component 4 homolog (gene Grip75). The transcript is spliced from 2 exons. Gene Ontology annotation, biological process: microtubule nucleation; spindle assembly; meiotic cell cycle. NCBI's taxonomy places the organism in Eukaryota, Metazoa, Arthropoda, Insecta, Diptera, Tephritidae. The record is from RefSeq and is a predicted model, not a curated record. Gene Ontology annotation, molecular function: microtubule minus-end binding; gamma-tubulin binding. Bases 458 to 2476 code for a protein of 672 amino acids. Gene Ontology annotation, cellular component: spindle pole; equatorial microtubule organizing center; centrosome.